Molecule: messenger RNA, 840 nt
Organism: Halichondria panicea
Lineage: Eukaryota; Metazoa; Porifera; Demospongiae; Suberitida; Halichondriidae
Product: protein phosphatase inhibitor 2-like
Exons: 4
Coding region: 140-730 (196 amino acids)
Biological process (GO): regulation of signal transduction
Molecular function (GO): protein phosphatase inhibitor activity
Source: RefSeq, a predicted model, not a curated record
CUGUACAUAUUAUAUACAGUAUAGUUUGUCUCUGGUUUGUCAGUUAGUACAGUACAGUGUGCAGUGUGCAUGCGGUAUAGAAUACAGUACUAGUUUAUGUAGAUUGAGCUGGUUUACUGUUAGAUAUAUAGAUCUGGCAAUGGCAGACGGUGGAAAUGCAGUUCAGAAUAGCUCAGGACAACCUGUGAAGAGCAUCCUCAAGAAAGGGAAACCUAAAGCAGCAGCCACACCUAGCUUUGGAAAUAUUGAUGCCGAUGGUGGUAUCCAAUGGGACGAGAUGAACAUAUUGAUGACAGAGCACCCCCCGGACAAGGACUAUGGCCACAUGAAGAUAGAGGAGCCCAAGACGCCCUAUCAUGAGCUGGUGGACGAUGAGGGGGAACCAAUCACACCUGGCCUCAUCUCCCCUGAUGACCUAGCUAGCCGGGUACAGGAGGCUGCCUCCGGUGAUGGCGCUGGUCCUAGCAAGUGGGAGCAAGAGUCGAGUGACAGUGAGGAUAAUGAGGAACAGAUCAAGCACAAGGAUGAGUUUCGACAAUGGAGGAAGAAACAUUACAACGAGUUUUAUGCUGUUAAACGAGCCAGAGAGCUCAUCCCAAAGGACCUUGCUGAAGCUGAGGCUGAUGAUAACGACCCAACUGCCUCCAGUUGUCAUGUGAUAUCAGCUGACACGUCCAUGGCGAGUGUAGGGUCAGCAGACAGUGAUGACAUGGAGGACACCACUAGCUAGUGUCACGUGUAUGUAGCCGCCAGUAAAUCCUUAGUUUCUUUUGCACUACCCUUGUUCAUGUUUUGUGAUGAUUUAACACUCAUUCAAAUUUUAUUGUUAGCAAAUUGAAA